AUGCGCACCACAAUUAUUAUUUUUGGAAUUCUCUAUCUAUGGAUAGCUUUCAGGCUAUCCCACAAUGAAGCAAUUGAAUUUAAAUUCACGAAUGUAAUUUGUCAGAGCUACAAUGAGUCUUGGUUUGUUAUACACAAAUGUCGGCUAAAAGCUGUAAACCGAACUGUUAAUACAAUGAAUGUGAACAGUACAGUUUUACAUCCAGCCAACCACAUUGGAAUACAAGUCCAAAUGUUAAAAAAAGCGAAUGGAUACAAGCCUUGGCUAUUUAACUUCCAUCUUGAUGUCUGCCGAUUUGUGAAGACACAGUAUAAUCCUUUCGCAAAAAUUGUUUUCAAUCUGUUUAAGGAAUUUACCAACUUUAAUCACUCGUGUCCUUAUAUGGGUCCUCAAAUAAUCGAUGGAUUUUACCUAAGAUGGACGUUUCUGCCGCAUACUAUCCCAUCUGGCGAUUACUUAUUAUCGCUUAUAUGGUUUUUUGAUAAACGACCACAAUUUAUAACUAAAAUAUAUUUUAUUUAUAUGGAAGACUUGUAA
Drosophila nasuta is the source of this 537-nucleotide messenger RNA. RefSeq lists its product as uncharacterized. The transcript is spliced from 3 exons. The record is from RefSeq and is a predicted model, not a curated record. NCBI's taxonomy places the organism in Eukaryota, Metazoa, Arthropoda, Insecta, Diptera, Drosophilidae. Bases 1 to 537 code for a protein of 178 amino acids.